AAUUAUAUUUUCUUGUCAAUUUAAUAAACACAGAUUUCAUUUCGCAAAUAUUUCCCUCCCUAACACGUCCUAUAUAUCUCAGCGGUGUAGUAUAUAAUAUAAAGUGCUUGUUCAUGAAGUCGUGAUCAUACACAUAGAUACACACAUACGUUACAUACAUACAUACAUACAUACAUACAUACACAGAGACACAAACUAAGAGGAUGUGGAAGUUGAAGAUAGGAGAGGGAAGGAAAGAGGACACUGAUUACUUGUACAGUACGAACAACUUCCUCGGACGACAGACUUGGGAGUUCGAUCCCGACGCCGCUUCGCCGGAGGAACUCGUCGCCGUCGAGGAGUCUCGCCGGAAUUUCUUCAAGAACCGUUCUCGUGUUAAAGCUAGCAGCGACCUUUUAUGGAGAAUGCAGUUUCUAAAGGAGAAGAAAUUCGAGCAACUGAUUCCGCCGGUGAAGGUUGGAGACGCCGAGAAGAUAACGCACGAAACGCUGACCAAUGCGUUACGGAGAGGAGUCCGACUCUUCUCCGCGUUGCAGUCCGACGACGGCCACUGGCCGGCUGAAAACGCCGGUCCUUUGUUCUUCCUCCCGCCGUUGGUAUUCUGUCUGUACAUCACAGGGUAUCUUGAUGAGGUAUUCACUGCAGAGCAUCGAAAAGAAGCCCUCCGAUACAUAUACUGUCACCAGAACGAGGAUGGAGGAUGGGGACUACACAUAGAAGGUCACAGCACAAUGUUCUGCACUGCCCUGAAUUACAUAUGUAUGCGUAUACUUGGAGAAGGUCCGGAUGGAGGACGAGAAAACGCUUGCAGAAGGGCCCGACAAUGGAUUCUUGGCCAUGGCGGCGUAACGUACAUUCCUUCUUGGGGAAAAGCUUGGCUUUCGAUACUCGGUGUCUUUGAUUGGUCUGGAAGCAAUCCGAUGCCCCCUGAGUUCUGGAUCCUUCCUUCCUUUCUUCCGAUACAUCCUGCAAAGAUGUUGUGCAACUGUCGGAUGGUUUACAUGCCUUUGUCGUAUCUUUACGGAAAGAGAUUUGCAGCUCAAAUAACACCUCUUAUUCUGCAACUACGUGAGGAACUGUACUUACAGCCUUAUGAAACAAUCAACUGGAACAAAGCUCGUCAUCUAUGUGCAAAGGUAGAUUUGUACUAUCCCCAUCCUUUGAUUCAAGAUCUUAUAUGGGACUGUCUUCAUACCUUAAUGGAGCCUUUCCUUACACGUUGGCCAUUUAACAAGCUUCUUAGGGAAAAGGCUCUUAAGGUGGCAAUGGAACACAUACAUUAUGAAGAUGAGAAUAGCCGUUAUAUCACCUUGGGAUGCGUUGAAAAGGCACUAUGCAUGUUGGCUUGUUGGGUUGAAGAUCCGAAUGGGGAUUAUUUCAAGAAACACCUUGCUAGAAUCCCUGAUUACUUGUGGGUUGCAGAAGACGGAAUGAAAAUGCAGAGCUUUGGAAGUCAGCUAUGGGAUACAGGGUUUGCGAUUCAAGCUCUAUUAGCAAGUAACCUCUCCAAUGAAAUCUCCGAUGUACUCAAGAGGGGACACAACUUCAUAAAGAUGUCUCAGGUUACAGAGAAUCCUUCUGAUGACUUCAAGAGCAUGUACCGUCAUAUUUCCAAAGGGGCAUGGACUUUCUCAGACCGAGAUCAUGGAUGGCAAGUUUCAGACUGCACGGCUGAUGGCUUAAAGUGUUGCCUGAUGCUGUCAACUAUGCCGCCGGACAUGGUAGGCCCCAAAAUGGAUCCCGAGCGACUCUAUGAUUCUGUUAAUAUCAUAUUGUCUUUACAGAGCAAGAAUGGAGGUGUGACUGCAUGGGAGCCGGCCCGUGCAUAUGGAUGGUUAGAAUUGUUCAAUCCCACGGAGUUUUUCGCCGACACUUUGAUUGAGUAUCAGUAUGCCGAAUGUACUUCAUCAGCAAUCCAAGCAUUGGUUCUGUUCCGGAAACUGUACCCAGAUCACAGGACAAAAGAGAUCAAUACCUUUAUCGAGAAAGCAGUGGAAUACAUACAACGCAUGCAAAUGCCUAAUGGUUCAUGGUAUGGAAGCUGGGGAGUUUGCUUCACAUACGGUACAUGGUUUGCUCUUGCAGGCCUAGCAGCCGCUGGUAAGACUUAUGACAACUGUCUUGUUACACGUAAAGGCGUUCAUUUCCUUCUUACAACACAGAAAGAUAAUGGAGGUUGGGGAGAAAGCUAUCUAUCAUGCCCUGAAAAGAGAUAUGUGCAACUAGACGGGGAAAAAUCAAACCUUGUCCAAACCUCGUGGGCUAUGAUGGGUCUACUUCAUUCGGGACAGGGUGAGAGAGAUCCGGAGCCUCUUCACCGUGCUGCAAAGCUGAUCAUCAAUUCUCAGUUGGAAAGCGGAGAUUUUCCUCAACAUGAGAUAACGGGGGCGUUCAUGAAGAACUGCAUGUUGCACUACAGUGCUUACAGAAACACCUUCCCAUUGUGGGCUCUUGCUGAGUAUCGCAGACGAGUUUCGUCGUUUCCCAUGUGAUGAAGUUGCAGAGCUUCCUGUCUGAAUGAGAAGUAAAGUAGUUGUGCAUGUAAACCGUCCGGCAGUAGCGCCACAUCUUUGCUGCAGUUAUCAGUUAAAUCAUAUCAAAACCAAAUGCGGCAUGAGAAAUCACAAUUUCAAAUCAGAGAGGGAAAGAACAUAUUGCUGAACCACACGCAUUUGUUUUAAUGUUCAACUCAGAAAACAAAAGAAGAACACUUUGUGUUAGACAAUCACUUACUCUUCUCCAUUAUUCUUAUCUGA
Tarenaya hassleriana is the source of this 2756-nucleotide messenger RNA. Its product is annotated as camelliol C synthase-like. Gene Ontology annotation, molecular function: beta-amyrin synthase activity. The record is from RefSeq and is a predicted model, not a curated record. Gene Ontology annotation, biological process: triterpenoid biosynthetic process. Gene Ontology annotation, cellular component: lipid droplet. Lineage: Eukaryota; Viridiplantae; Streptophyta; Magnoliopsida; Brassicales; Cleomaceae. The coding region runs from base 204 to 2492 and encodes 762 amino acids. The transcript has 17 exons.